This is a messenger RNA of Tripterygium wilfordii, 1354 nucleotides long. RefSeq names its product photosynthetic NDH subunit of subcomplex B 2, chloroplastic. Gene Ontology annotation, biological process: carbohydrate metabolic process. The record is from RefSeq and is a predicted model, not a curated record. Gene Ontology annotation, molecular function: carbohydrate binding; catalytic activity. The transcript has 3 exons. Lineage: Eukaryota; Viridiplantae; Streptophyta; Magnoliopsida; Celastrales; Celastraceae. The coding region runs from base 151 to 1227 and encodes 358 amino acids.
GUACUUUGGAAGAAGAAAAUUUAAGGAUUAUAAAAUGCCAAAAUAGGAAUCCAGACAAGGGUAGUUACCCAAGAGAGGAUGAACCUAACCCACCAGUCACUUGUAUGUGUGGACUCUGGAUGCCUGUAGAGGGUAGCUUUUUCCUCUCCAAUGGCUUCUCUUUUUCCAUUCUCUCUUCCCAAACCAACGACACCUAAAGCUUCUGCAUCCCUUACUGCUGCCACCACCACCCUCUCCGCUCCAGAGACACUAGACGAAAAGUUUGGCCGGAAAGGCAUCAGAUUCUUGGAAUUCAAUAACAUACCAACGGUGGAGCUCACCGUUAGAAAUGGCAGCUCUGUGAGGCUUCAGAUACCUGAUGCUCAUGUCACUUCUUACAAGCCAAAAGUGUACUGGAAAGAUGAUGGGUUUGAAGAGGUUCUUUACACGAUUCCUGCUAAUGGAACAAACUCUGCAACAACUAAAGGUGGCAUUGGUUUGGUCAUCAAUGAUGUCUCUGAAGCUGGUAAUUCAAAGGAGUCAAUCUUAACAACUGCUGAAUGGUCUGUCAAAGAUGUGGACUCUGAUUCCAUUGAUGCUCUCCAGAUUGAAUUGGGCUGCACUAGUGGAGCUCUAGAUAUAACUUAUGUUGUUUCCCUCUAUCCACUGAGCAUGGCAACGGCAGUAGUAGUAAAGAACCAAGGACUCAAGCCUGUAACUCUGACUGGUGCCAUACUUAGCCAUUUGAAAUUCAAGAAAAGAAACAAAGCAGGAAUUCAAGGACUUCGUGGAGCUAAAUACUGCAUACAUCCUCCAUUCUCUUCGCCUUUCGAAAUUCUUUCUCCUACCGAAGCCAUGAAACCUGACGAUGAGACUGAAUGGUUCUCUUUUUUUGGUCCUGAACCUGCUGGAAAACCUGGUUCAUGGAGUCUUCAAGCUGUUCCCUUCACGAUUUUGAAGCAUAAGUUCAGUAGAGUUUAUGCAGCUCCGCCGGAGGAGAGACUCGAGGGUGUUUACAGAACCCCACCAUCAAAAUAUGAAGCCCUUGAUCAGGGACGUGAGCUAUUCUUUCGGAUUAUACGCGUCGGCUUUGAAGACAUACUCCUAUCUAGUCCUGGUUCUUUCUAUCAGAAGUAUGGAGAUGAGUACUUCAUCUGCACUGGACCUGGUGCUAUCCUGGUGCCUGUGGAACUAGAGCCUGGUGAAGCUUGGAGAGGGGCACAGGUCAUUGAGCAUGAUAAUUUGUAAUUACAUUUGAACUAUCAUAGAACCCUAAAUUCAAUUUCCUACAACUUUCCAAUCUCAAACUUGGAUUUGUUGUUUGGGAAUAAAUGUCUUCUGAUGAAAUUUUUUUGAAUGAUACUUUACAGAGACA